Molecule: messenger RNA, 15613 nt
Organism: Zingiber officinale
Lineage: Eukaryota; Viridiplantae; Streptophyta; Magnoliopsida; Zingiberales; Zingiberaceae
Product: auxin transport protein BIG-like
Exons: 14
Coding region: 102-15395 (5097 amino acids)
Biological process (GO): auxin polar transport
Cellular component (GO): plasmodesma; cytosol
Molecular function (GO): zinc ion binding
Source: RefSeq, a predicted model, not a curated record
CCCGUUCUUUCUCAUUUCGCUUCUCGUCUCGUCGCCGAUCGUUUCCUCUCUCGACUCCUCGUCUUGCAGAUCUCGUCUCCUCCAUGAACUGAUCGAUCGCCAUGGCGGAGAUGUCAAGUCUCCUUGAGAUCUUUGUGGAAGGCGGCGUCGCCGUCUCCGCUGCCGCCGCACCGAGGGAUCUCGUCCAGAGGCUCCGUUCCGGCUCCGCCAGACCCGGUCUCGAACGCCUUCUUGCCAUCCUCAACGCCGGUAUAGAGGACUCCGGCGAUGGUCGCCUCGGAUUCCAGAGCUGGUCGCGCGAGCAGAUCGAGGGUGUCCUCGCAGUAUCGCGACUCGUCGUCGCUGCGCUCCUCGGCGCUUCAGUGGAGCAGGUGGGACCAGUGGCGUCGGCCGUCGUGGCGAGGUCGAUGGAGUUAGGCAUCAUUUUUCUGGAGCGUUCGAAAUUUGAUUGCGAAGAUUUAGGAUUGGAGAAUGGAUUUGCAUCGUUGCUGGAGUUAGUUUUGGGUGACAGAACUUUGACCGAGUCUGAAUCUCAACAUUGUGAAUCUAUAAACACCUACAUAGAGCAGAUACUAGUUAUCCCAGUCAGACCAUGUCAUGUGGACUACAAAAACAUUCUUACAUGUCAUCAGCAAGGUUUUGACUGCUUGGAUGAUAGAAAUAUAGUAGAGAAUCUUCUAGUUUCUUUAUCGUCAGAAUCUGUCCAACCAGAUUCUGUUUCCACUCUGUUCACUUCAAAAGUUGACCUGCGAACUCCAGACAACAUUAUCUCUGCAGCAAAACACUUCAUUGUUGUUCACUUGAAGUGUUUAGCUUGCCUCCUUACACUGUGUGAAAGGCUGCUUUGCCCACCAGCUUCCUUAGAUCAACAGAAGAAUGAUGUGAAAUUUACUUUGAGACUGUCUUUUAGUCUGAGAAUGCUAAAGUAUCUUAGGAAUCUUGUCAAGGAGGUUCACUGCGGUGCUUGUGAUAUGAAGUUGCUGCAUGCUGUCGCAAGCUAUGCAGACACAUUGCCAUCCUUGUUUAAAUUGAAGUUUGAUUUUCUUGAUGGCAAUAUGGACUUUAAAGAGAGCACUCAUGGGAGUGUGCUGUUGCAAAUUUUUGAAGAGUUUCUUCAGUUUGGCAAAAUUGUCUUCUAUGACAGUAAUGUAUCUCGCAAUAUCCAAGCAUGUACAAUUGCUUCCAUGGUAGAAAUUUUAGCUUCUGAUGCCUGGAGAUAUGAUAGAUUGUCUUCUCCUCCAAGGCCUCCCUUAGUUUAUUCUCCACAAGUUGUUCUUUGCUUAUUAAAGUUUCUUAAGGAUGCUAAGAGCUGGGCAUCUCCAAUUCAUGACAUCAAGAUAAAUCUGAAUGCUAUAUCAUCUGACUGUUCAUGUGAGUUUGAGGCUGAUGAUGGCCCUUCAUGCCACAUUCGUGAUGAGAAGGUUCUUUUGCACAAGAGACACUCAUUUGAGCAACUUUUGAACAUUAUAUUUCCAGUUUCAAGGAAAUGGAUCGAUAGCCUAUUGCAUCUUGUAUUUUUCCUACAUUCAGAAGGUGUCAAAUCAAAAAUCACUGAAAAAUCACGCUCAAGAUCAAUAAAACUAGUUAUUGCUCCAGAGGUUGACACUGCAGUGACUCAUGAAGAGGAAGCUAUAUUUGGGAAUCUCUUUUCUGAACCUGCUAAGCCUCCUGUUUCAGCAGAUGUUGAUCAACCAUCAACUGCAGUCGCUGGUUCAAUCAAUUCUGAUUUGCCUUUUCAAGCAGCGUCAGAGUUACUGAGUUUUCUGAAACUUUGUAUAUUUUCUCCAGAAUGGUGUCAUUCAGUAUUUGAGAAUGCCUGUAGAAAGGUUGACAAAAACCAUAUAGAUCAGUUACUAUCAUUGCUACAUUACUGUCCUGAUGGAAGGAAUGGGAUCUCACGAGUGUCAGAUUCUUCUUCCAGUGUAUUGUGUAUAAGUGGGAUCUGCUUUGACCUUCUACAAAAUCUAUUGGUUCAUCAUGUCUUAUCAAGUUCACUCAAGGACUACCUUGUUGACCAGGUUCUUAAGGUAGAAGAUGGUAUCUAUGUCUACAAUCAGUAUAGUGUUGCUCUCUUAGCUAAUGCUCUUAUUUUGCGCGAGGAAUCAGAUGAUAGACAUAUGAUGAAGAAGAUAUGUGAAGGAUAUGUUAAUUUCAUUCUACAGAAGGCAAGGGAUAUUUUUUGCAAAUGCCCUGUAUCCAGUGUCAUCCUUUCAAGUCUGCCAAGUACUUUUCACUUGGAAAUUGUAUUGAUGUCCUUUCAUCUGUCAAAUGAUGCUGAAAAAGUUUCUCUUGCUAGUUUUAUAUUUAAUUCACUCAAAGAAUUGAAUACUCCUCCUUCAGGUUUUACUGUCAAACAAUUAUUUUGGUGGGGUUUAGCGGUUUCAAGGAUUCUCUUGAUCCUGUGCCAUGUAGUAAUGUACCCAUCUAUGUGCCCAUCUUGGUUGCUUCUCCGGUUGAGGUUCAGGAUGAGGGAAGUCCAGUCUAAGUCAUUCGACACCAUUCCACAGGGCAAUCACAUACCAUCCUGGGCAUUUACAGUGGCACAAAGCUUGCUUGCUAAUUCUGUCAAUGAGGUCCCAACUAUGGUUAGUAACCUCUUGCCUCAUUUAAUUGAUGUUGCCAUCCCUCCUGCUUCAUACUAUACAGUAAACAUGACUCAACAACACUUGGGGCUGAACUUGACUGAACUGAUCUCUACAUUCUCUUGGAUUCUUGAUUUUUGGAAAGGCAAAGAAUUGGAAACAGCUGAACAAUUACUACUUGAACGUUAUAUGUUUUCACUUUGUUGGAGUGUAAUCUCAACAAAUUUCCCAGAUUCAAGAGACACAUGCCUUCAUGGGCACAAUUGGAAGGAUCUUGAUGUGGCAGAUGUUAAGUCCUUCCUGAGCUUUGGCCUUAUUAUGGUGAUUCAAGACACUGAUAUUGGUGAGGAUGUUGAUAUUUUUGGAGUCAUUUAUAAUAUUCUGACUCAGAUUCAUUCUAAGCAGCUAGAAAUUCCAUCGAUACAGAGUUUGGAUUUACUCAGGAAUAAUGCAUGGAUUUCACUUGUGCUUGUGCUUCUUAAUGCUGGUCUUUUAAAAUGCUCCAAGGAAAAUAAUCAUGAUCUGCAUUACUUGGCUAAUCAAUCUGCAAUUGUUGGAUUGUUACAUGUUAAGGAAAGUAUAAUUCCUAAGAUUUUUCAAGGGAGCAAUGAUAUACAACUCAUUAAGGUAUUGUCAUCUAUUCUAAAGACACAGUUGCAAAUCCUUCACAAAGCUAUCAUAUUCACCCUUGAUCACAAACGACCUUUUGGGGAUGUGUUCUCUCCACUUUUAUUGGUUACACACACCUUACUGGCAAAAUCAAAGCAAAAAACUCUUUUGGAUAAGAGCGGUUGCAGUCUUUCAGACUUGGAGUCUGUAUAUGGACUUUUACCAAAACUGGAUGAAUUUGCAAUGAAAGAGGAUUAUGGAAGCAUAAAAAGUAUUAUCAUGAUGAGCUUAUUGCACGGCUUUCCAUCAAAGUUAGAUCAUUCUGAUGGCGCUCUUCAUUCUUGUGUUCUUGCUAUAAAAGAGAUAAUAUGUUUCUUAGAUUUCUAUGUUAAGAUCAAAGAUGCAAGAGGUGAAAUAGGAAGCGAUGUCAUUUGUGAGCUGCUGGAGACAAUAACUGCAGUGAAAUGUAAUAGAUUAUUCGGAUGCAUUCAUGGAAAGUGUGAUACUGUUUGUGAUAGUCUGAUUGAUCAGAAGGAACUUUCUGGUUAUCAAGAUCUAUUUGCCUUGAAACAGUUGGAAGGUUUUCUUGAAAAAAUUAAUUCCAGUGAGAUGAUCGAUGCAGAAAUGCAAGAAUUGCUGGUUGAUAUCAUUAUUGAUCUGAUUGAUGCCCUCAGGAGAGAUAACGACAAGAAACAGAUUUUUGACUUUUUCUUAGGCAUUGAUGAAGGUGUGUCUAAAAAUGAUAAGGAACUUUUUAAUAAGCUGCAUGGUAAUGUGUUGGUUCUCAUCAAUGCUUUGGAUAACUGCCACACAGAGACAGUUAAUUUGAAGGUUUUGAAUUUAUUGGUCGAUCUCUUGUCGUAUGGGCUCUGCUCGAGUCUCAAACAUCAAAUUCAAAGGAAAUUGAUUGAAAUGGACUUGGUAAUCCUUUCAUGUUGGUUAGAAAAGAGGCUUCUGGGAAUGUUGACUGAAUCUGAUGCUGGAUGUAUGAUUGCAAAAGGAAGUUCCUCUGCACUUAGAGAAUCAACUAUGAAUUUUCUCGUACAUCUUGUAUCUCAGCCAUGUGAAAUGUUCACAGAACUUAAGGGUUGGAUUACUGAAGCUUUGCUUAUUCCACUCGAUCAAGCAUUUAUUUCUUUUGACUUUCAGAUUGCCAAAGCUUACUUCAAUUUUGUUGUUCAGUUUUUGAAUGGCGAUCCUUCUGCAAUGAAGCAACUCAUCAAGAAAACUAUAAUUCUAAUGGAGAAAUUGGUGGAUAAUGAAAGCUUGCUUCAUGGAUUGAAUUUCCUCUUUAGCUUCAUUGGUGCUGUAUUGGGUGACCCCAGAUCUGACAAGAGUAGCUCAAAUAAGGUUUCAUCAAAACUUUGUUUGAGCAAUAGUUUUGGUGCUGGAUCUGUAGUUGCAAAGACGAUCAAUUCAAGAAAAAAUUCUGAGAGUUUGGUUCUUCCUACCAAUCAAGAAAGUGGUUCUGUGUCGCUUGAUUGUGAUGCAACUUCUGCUGAUGAAGAUGAUGAUGAUGCAACAUCAGAUGGGGAAUUUGGCAGUAUUGAUAAAGAUGAGGAAGAUGAUAAUGAUAGUGAAAGGGCAUUGGCCUCUAAAGUAUGCACAUUUACUUCAAGUGGGAGCAACUUCAUGGAACAACAUUGGUAUUUUUGCUAUACUUGUGAUCUAACUAUUUCUAAAGGUUGUUGUUCAAUAUGUGCAAAGGUCUGCCACCGUGGGCAUCGUGUUGUCUAUUCCCGAUCAAGUCGUUUUUUCUGUGAUUGUGGUGCUGGAGGAGUCAGAGGAAGCAGCUGCCAGUGUUUGAAGCCUCGGAAAUUCACUGGAGAUGAGAAUGUUCCACCUCAUGGUGUUAGUAACCUCCAUUCAUUAUUAGCUUUCCCUUCAGAUGGUGAUCAGGGAGCAGACAGUGAUUCUGAUUUGGAUGAUGAUGCUUGUGUGGACACUGAUAAUUCUUUUAAGCUGUUAAUUCCGGAACAGGUGCAAGAUGAAUUACCUUCACUACUUGGAAGCCUUGGUCUAGAAGGUCAGCUUCUGAAACUAUGUGAUAGACUUCUUCCUGCUGUGAGUAGCCGGAGAGAAUUAAACUUUUCAAAAGAUAAGAAGGUAAUUCUUGGUGAUAAUAAAGUGUUGUCUUAUAGCAUUGAGCUUUUUCAAUUGAAGAAGGCAUACAAAAGUGGAUCUCUAGACCUUAAGAUAAAGGCAGAUUAUCCAAACUCUAGGGAACUCAAAUCACAUAUAACUUCUGGUUCUCUCAUAAAAUCAUUACUUAGUGUCAGUGCAAGGGGCAGGCUUGCUGCUGGAGAAGGUGACAAAGUGGCGAUAUUUGAUGUUGGACAACUGAUUGGACAACCAACUGUUGCACCAGUAACUGCAGACAAGACAAACAUCAAGCCACUGUCAAAGAACAUAGUUCGCUUUGAAAUAGUUCAUUUGAUUUUCAAUCCUGUGGUUGACAAUUAUCUGGCUGUUGCUGGACUUGAGGAUUGCCAAGUUCUUACUGUAAAUCUUCGUGGUGAAGUGACUGAUAGACUUGCCAUUGAACUUGCCUUGCAAGGUGCUUAUAUUCGACGAGUCGAUUGGGUUCCUGGAUCACAGGUUCAGCUAAUGGUAGUUACUAACAUGUUUGUAAAAAUAUAUGACCUGUCACAAGACAAUAUAAGUCCCAAGCACUAUUUCACGCUCUCUGAUGAUGUUAUUGUGGAUGCUACACUUGUUCCUGCUACCAUGGGUAAAGCAUUUUUGCUUGUUCUGUCAGAAUCUGGCCGUUUAUUCAGAUUUGAAGUGUCAAUGGAGGGUAAUGUUGGAGUAAAUGCCCUGACAGACAUCAUAGCUGUUCAGGAUGGGGAUGUUCUGCGUAAAGGUCUCUCAUUGCUUUUCUCCUUGACUUACAGACUGCUAAUCUUGUCCUACCAAGAUGGCACUACAUUGAUUGGACGCUUGGAUGCUAAUGCAUCUAGUUUAAUAGACAUAUCGUAUGUUCUUGAGAACGAUCAAGAUGGCAAACUUCGAACUGCUGGCCUCCAUCACUGGAAAGAACUAAUUUCUGGCAGUGGACUUUUCAUUUGCCUGUCAACUCACAAGUCUAAUGCUGCAACACUAGUAUCCUUGGGUCCUAGUGAAAUGAUUGCGCAGAACCUAAAAUAUGGUUCUGGCUUAUCUUUGCCUUUGGUUGGUGCUGCUGCUUAUAAGCCUUUAUCAAAAGACAAAACUCAUUGUCUUGUAUUACAAGAUGAUGGCAGCCUUCAGAUUUACUCUCAUUUGCCAACAGGAGUUGAUACUACAGGCAAUGUAAGUGCUGAACAAACUAAAAAGCUGGGUUCUAGUAUACUCAACAACAAAACUUAUGCUGGUAUGAACCCGGAGUUUCCUCUCGAUUUUUUUGAGAAGACAAUGUGCAUCACUGGAGAUGUUAAAUUCAGCAGUGAUGCAAUUAAAAAUGGCGAUUCUGAAGGUAUUAGGCAAAGAUUGGCAUCAGAUGAUGGGUUUUUGGAGGGCCCAAGUUCUUCAGGAUUUAAGGUGACAGUAUCAAAUUCAAACUCUGACAUUGUUAUGGUGGGUUGCCGAAUUCAAGUUGGAAAUACAUCAGCAAGUCACAUUCCAUCUGAAGUUACCAUUUUCCAGCGAGUAAUAAAGUUGGAUGAGGGCAUGCGAUCAUGGUAUGACAUUCCUUUCACAGUUGCUGAAUCCCUUCUAGCCGAUGAAGAGUUCAUUAUCUCUGUGGGCCGAACUUUUGAUGGUUCAACCAUGCCUAGAGUAGAUUCUCUGGAAGUUUAUGGUCGUUCUAAGGAUGAAUUUGGUUGGAAAGAGAAAAUGGAUGCUGUGCUGGAUAUGGAAGCCCAUGUUCUUGGUGGUGGUUCUGGUGCUUCAGGGACUGGAAAGAAACGUCUAACUACACAAUCUUCUGCUAUUCAAGAACAAGUUUUGGCUGAUGCCAUCAAACUCCUUUCAAGGAUUUAUUCUCUUAUCAGGUUGCAAAAUACUGAAAUUGAGGAUGUGAAUGGGAAGCUUAAUAAGCUCAAGUGCAGGUCUUUACUGGAAACUGUAUUUCAGAAUGACAGGGAGCCAUUGCUGCAAUCUGCAGCGUGUCGAGUUCUUCAGGCUGUGUUUCCAAAAAGGGAAAUUUACUAUCAGGUGAAAGACACUAUGCGUCUGCUAGGAGUUGUAAAUUCUUUCCCUAUGCUGAUUUCCAGAGUAGGGAUAGGAGGUCCUGCAGCUGUAUGGGUUAUUAAAGAGUUUACUUCCCAGAUGCAUGCAGUGUCAAAAGUUGCAUUACAUCGAAGAUCCAACUUGGCACUGUUUCUUGAAACUCAUGGUCCAGAAGUAAUUGAUGGAUUGAUUCAAGUUCUCUGGGCAAUUCUGGACUGGGAACGACCAGAAACACAGACAAUAAACAGCAUCAUAAUGCCUACAGUGGAACUUAUAUAUAGUUAUGCUGAAUGCCUGGCUUUGCAUGGAAAUCAAACUCGGUCUGUUGCACCUGCUGUUGGAUUGCUUAAGAAACUUCUCUUUGCACCUUAUGAAGCUGUCCAGACAUCCAGCAGUUUGGCUAUAUCAUCUUGGUUGCUUCAAGUCCCUUUUCCAAAGCAGACAAUUAUACCUUCUGAUGAUCCUGCAGAAAGUCAUGUAACAACACAGGUUCCUUCUGUAAACACAAGUGGAAAUUCACAAGUAAUGAUUGAAGAAGAUUCUACUAUAUCAUCUGUACAAUAUUGUUGUGAUGGCUGUUCAACAGUUCCUAUACUUAGACGUAGGUGGCAUUGUAGUAUUUGCCCAGAUUUUGACUUGUGUGAAGCAUGCUACGAAGUUCUUGAUGCCGAUCAGCUCCCUCCACCACAUUCAAGAGAUCAUCCAAUGUCAGCUAUUCCAAUUGAUAUUGAUUCUAUUGCUGGUGAUGGUAAUGAAAUACCUUUCUCCAUGGAUGAGUUGAGUGAUGCAAGCUUAGGACCAUUGUCUACAGAGAUAAGCAUGCAAAAAUCCUCAUCUUCAAUUCAUGUCUUGGAUACAAAUGAAAGUGGAGACUUCACGAUUACCUUAUCUGAUCAAACAAUAGUUUCUAUUUCUGCUUCACAACGUGCUUUGAAUUCUUUGCUGCUUCGUCAUUUGAUAGAAGAGCUCAAUGGCUGGAUGGAGACAACAUCUGGUUUUCGAGCGAUUCCUGUUAUGCAGCUCUUCUAUAGGUUAUCAUCGGCAGUUGGUGGGCCUUUUAUGGAUAGCUCCAAACCUGAAAAUUUAGACUUAGAAAAAUUUGUCAAAUGGUUACUUGAGGAGAUUAAUCUCAAUAAACCUUUCCCAGCUAAAGCACGAACAACAUUUGGUGAGGUUGCAAUUCUUGUCUUCAUGUUCUUCACUUUGAUGCUUCGGAAUUGGCAUCAGCCUGGCAGUGACAGUUCUCAGUCAAAACCAAGUGCCAGUGCAGAUUUACAAGAUAAAAAUUUUGUUACGAUCCCUUUGUCCGUUUCAACUGCCUCAGCCUCUAACGAUGAUCCAGAAAGGACUGAAUUUGCUUCUCAGCUUAUUCGAGCUUGUUCAUUUAUUCGCCAACAAUCUUUUCUGAAUUAUUUAAUGGAUAUUUUGCAGCAGCUUGUCAAUGUUUUCAAGUCUUCGUCAGUAAAUCUUGAAAGUGAUCUUUCUGCUAGUUCUGGUUGUGGUUCUCUUUUGAUUGUGCGGAGAGAGCUACCAGCUGGAAACUUCAUUCCUUUCUUUCCUGAUUCCUAUGCCAAGUCUCACAGCACUGAUAUGUUCUCAGACUAUCAUAAGUUGUUGCUUGAGAAUACUUUCCGUUUAGUGUAUAGUUUAGUGCGUCCAGAAAAGCAAGAGAAAUCUGUCGAAAAGGAUAAGACAUACAAAACAAAUGUUAACAAAGACUUGAAGCUUGAUGGUUUUCAGGAUGUUCUCUGUAGUUAUAUCAGUAAUCCACAUACAACUUUCGUGCGAAGGUAUGCUAGGAGGUUAUUCCUUCAUUUAUGUGGUAGCAAAACUCAAUAUUACAGUAUCAGAGAUUAUUGGCAAUUCUCAAAUGAAGUAAAGAGGCUACACAAAUUGAUCAGUAAAUCUGGAGGGUUUGAAAAUCCUGUGCCUUAUGAGAAGAAUGUCAAGCUUGUCAAGUGCUUGUCUACUAUGUCUGAAGUAGCCACAGCAAGACCCAGGAAUUGGCAGAAAUACUGCUCAAAACACAUUGAACUUCUUCCCUUUUUGAUGAAUGGAAUUUUUAACUUUGGUGAAGAAUCUGUUGUCCAAACACUCAAGCUUUUGAAUUUGGCCUUCUACACUGGAAAGGAUUUGAGCCAUGGCAAACAGAGAACUGGGGAUGCAGUAGCUUCUACUAGAUUGCAAACUUCAGAAUCAAAAAAGAAGAAAAAAGGUGAGGAUACAACUGAAAAUUCUUCUGAAAAAGGUUGCCUGGACAUGGAACAAGCUGUCGAAAUCUUUAACGUCACAGAUGGUCAUAUUCUGAGAAAAUUUAUUGAUUCUUUUCUAUUGGAAUGGAAUUCAUCAAAUGUUCGUCAUGAAUCUAAGAAUGUGUUAUAUGGCCUCUGGCACCAUGGUAAACAAUCAUUAAAGGAGAGUUUGUUAACUGCUCUUUUGGAGAAGUUGAAACAUUUGCCUACUUAUGGGCAAAGCAUAUUGGAGUACACUGAGCUAAUGACAUGGCUCCUGGGAAGAGUCCCUGAUUGCAGUGUGAAGCUAUAUGAUACAGAGCUCAUCAAUCGAUGCCUGACAUCUGAUGCCAUAACCUGUAUAUUUGAGACACUGCAUUCACAAAAUGAACUCCUGGCAAAUCAUCCAAAUUCACGCAUCUAUAGCACUCUAAGUAGCUUGGUAGAAUUUGAUGGUUAUUAUCUCGAGAGUGAGCCAUGUGUAACCUGUAGCUGUCCAGAGGUUCCAUACAGCAGGAUGAAACUGGAAAGUUUGAAAUCUGAGUCAAAAUUCACUGACAACCGCAUCAUAGUAAAAUGCUCUGGAAGCUUUACUAUUCAGUCAAUUACAAUGAAUGUGCAUGAUGCUCGUAAAUCAAAGUCAGUAAAAGUUUUGAACUUGUACUACAAUAAUCGGCCUGUAACUGACUUGUCAGAACUUAAAAACAAUUGGUCUCUUUGGAAGCGUGCAAAAAGCUGUCAUCUUGUCUUUAACCAGACAGAGCUAAAAGUCGAAUUUCCAAUUCCAAUUACUGCUUGCAAUUUCAUGAUUGAGUUGGAUUCGUUUUAUGAAAACCUCCAAGCUUCUUCCCUUGAGUCAUUGCAGUGCCCUAGAUGUAGCAGAUCUGUAACUGAUAAGCAUGGAAUCUGUAGCAAUUGUCAUGAAAAUGCAUACCAAUGCAGACAAUGCCGGAAUAUUAAUUAUGAAAAUUUGGAUUCUUUUCUCUGCAAUGAGUGUGGAUACAGUAAAUAUGGGCGUUUUGAGUUUAAUUUCAUGGCAAAACCUAGCUUUUUGUUUGACAAUAUUGAAAAUGAUGAGGAUAUGAGAAAAGGAUUGGCAGCUAUUGAAUCAGAAUCAGAAAAUGCCCACAGGCGAUACCAGCAACUAUUAGGGUUCAAGAAACCUCUGCUCAAAUUGGUAUCGAGCAUAGGUGAAAAUGAAAUUGAUUCACAGCAGAAGGAUAGUGUUCAACAAAUGAUGGUGUCCUUACCAGGGCCAUCAUGCAAAGUAAGCAGGAAAAUUGCUCUUCUGGGUGUAUUAUAUGGCGAGAAAUGCAAAGCAGCCUUUGAUUCUGUCAGUAAAAGCGUCCAGACUUUGCAGGGACUCAAACGUGUGGUGGUGACAUAUCUUCAACAGAAAAAUUCUGUUGAUGCCAGGGACUCCUUAAGAUUCACAGUUCCAAGAUCAUCCAACAGUUGCUAUGGUUGUGCUAUCACUUUUGUCACUCAGUGUUUGGAGUUUUUGCAAGUGCUUUCAAAACAUGCAAAAUGCAAAAAAGAACUUGUUGCCGCUGGUAUCUUAUCAGAAUUAUUUGAAAAUAACAUUCAUCAGGGUCCUAAAACUGCUCGGGUUCAGGCUAGGGCUGUUCUUUGUGCUUUAACUGAAGGUGAUGCAGAUGCUAUGGCUGAAUUGAACUCCUUAAUAAAGAACAAAGUCAUUUAUUGCCUUGAACACCACCGUUCUGUUGAUGUUUCACUAGCCACACGUGAGGAGCUAUUGCUUCUCACUGAGACAUGUGGUCUGGUAGAUGAAUACUGGGAAGCAAGGUUACGUAUUGUUUUCCAGCUUCUAUUUGCCUCAAUUAAGCUAGGGGCUAAACACCCUGCCAUUUCUGAGCAUAUAAUCCUUCCUUGCUUGAGGAUAAUCUCGCAGGCAUGUACUCCUCCCAGGUCAGAUGCUGCAGAUAAAGAACAAGGGGUGGGAAAGACUACUAUUUUACUGCCAAAGAAUGACCAUAAGCCUUCUAUAUCUCCAAAGAGCCUCCCUUCCACUGCUAAAUCAGAGGAGGUCAUGGAAAAACACUGGGAAGGUGAACGAAAAGGUCAGUUUAUACCAUUGUUAAACUAUUCAGAAUGGGAGAAGGGUGCAUCAUAUCUUGACUUUGUCAGGAGGCAGUACAAAAUACCUCAGCCUAUUAAAAAUAUUGGACAAAGAACCCGGCAAGACAUACAGAAAAAUGAUUAUCUGGCACUCAAAUAUGCACUUAAAUGGAAAAGACGUGCUUGUAGAGCAGCUAAAAAUGGUGUCCCAUCUUUUACCCUUGGUUCAUGGGUCUCUGAGUUGAUUCUAAGUGCUUGUUCACAGUCUAUUAGAUCUGAAGUAUGCAACCUUAUAAAUGUGCUCUGCCAACAGAGUUCUUCUAGACGUUUCCAAUUAUUAAACUUACUCAUGUCCUUACUACCAGCUACUUUACCUGUUGGUGAUAGCGCUGCAGAAUUUUUUGAACUCUUCUUCAAAAUGAUUGAUUCUGAAACUGCACGCCUCUAUCUAACUGUAAAAGGAUGCCUAAAUACUAUAUGCAGCUUAAUAACUUGUGAAGUCCACAAUAUCGAGUCUCAAGAAAGGAGCUUAAGCAUCGAUGUGUCACAGGGAUUCACACUCCAUAAACUGGUUGAGCUGCUUACCAAAUUUGUUGAGGUUCCUAAUAUACGAAUAAGGUUUAUGCAACAUGACUUGUUAUCUGAGAUGCUGGAGGCACUUUUUGUCAUACGAGGUCUGAUAGUGCAGAAGACAAAGCUAAUAAGUGACUGUAACCGACUCUUGAAAGAGCUACUAGAUGGUCUUCUGGUAGAAAGCACUGAGAACAAAUGGAAAUUCAUACGAGCUUGCAUAUCAGGUCUCCAGAGUCAUAGAAAGGAGAGCAAGCAUAGAACUACUUUGUUUAUAUUGGAGCAACUUUGCAAUAUGAUAUGUCCAUCAAAGCCUGAGCCUGUGUAUCUUCUAAUUCUUAACAAAGCUCACACUCAAGAAGAGUUUAUCAGGGGAUCUAUGACUAAGAAUCCUUAUUCCAGUAUUGAGAUUGGUCCACUGAUGCGAGAUGUGAAAAAUAAAAUUUGUCAUCAGCUGGACUUGUUAGGUUUAUUGGAAGAUGAUUAUGGAAUGGAAUUAUUAGUUGCUGGCAAUAUAAUUUCUCUUGAUUUAAGCAUCUCUCAAGUGUAUGAGCAGGUGUGGAAGAAGUACUACAACCAAACACAACACUCAUUAUCGAGUGCAGCUGUACCAUCUUCUGCUGGACUAUCAUCAACAAAAGAUUGUCCUCCUAUGACUGUGACAUACAGACUCCAGGGAUUGGAUGGUGAAGCUACUGAGCCAAUGAUCAAAGAAUUGGAAGAGGAAAGGGAGGAAUCACUAGAUCCUGAAGUUGAGUUUGCAAUAGCAGGAGCUGUUAAGGAAUGUGGAGGACUUGAGAUUAUAUUAGGCAUGAUUCAGUGCAUGCGUGAUGAGGAGCUGAAAUCAGACCAGGAAGAGUUGGGUUUGACGCUCAACCUUCUCAUGUACUGCUGUAAGAUAAGAGAAAAUAGACAAGCUCUAUUAAAAUUAGGGGCUCUUGGUUUGCUGCUUGAAACAGCAAGACGUGCAUUCGCUGUGGAUGCCUUCGAACCAGCUGAAGGCAUCCUUUUGAUUGUAGAAAGCCUGACAAUGGAAGCUAAUGAGAGUGACAUUGGUAUCACUCAAAGCGUGUUCACUGUUACUAAUGAGGAAAGUGGUGCUGGAGAGCAAGCAAAAAAAAUAGUUCUCAUGUUUCUGGAAAGAUUAUGUCAUCCCUUUGACGCCAAGAAGUCAACUAAGCAGCAGAGGAAUGAUGAGAUGGUGGCCAGGAUCUUGCCAUAUUUGACUUACGGGGAGCUCGCAGCUAUGGAAGCUCUAAUCCAACAUUUUGACCCUUACUUGCGAAACUGGGGUGAUUAUGAUAAAUUGCAGAAGCAACAUCAGGAUAAUCCAAAGGAUAACAGUUUGGGUCAUCAAGCUGCUAAGCAGAAAUUUGCUUUAGAAAAUUUUGUGAGGGUAUCUGAGUCGCUCAAGUCAAGUUCCUGCGGCGAGAGGUUGAAAGACAUUAUACUUGAGAAAGGAAUUAUUAGCCUUGCAGUUGAGCACCUAAGAGAAAACUUUGCUAUUAUGGGUCAGGCUGGGUUCAGGUCAAGUGCAGAAUGGACGUCUAAUUUGAAAUUGCCGUCAGUUCCAUUGAUUUUAUCCAUGCUGAGGGGACUGUCGAGGGGUCAUUUGCCUACACAGAGAUGCAUUGAUGAUGAAGGAAUUCUACCACUACUACAUGCUUUAGAACGGGUUCCUGGAGAAAAUGAAAUAGGUGCAAGAGCUGAAAAUUUAUUGGACACACUGGCUGAUAACGAGAAUAAUGGUGAUGGAUUCUUGGGGGAGAAGAUACACAAGUUAAGACAUGCUUCUAGGGACGAAAUGCGUCGCCAAGCUCUGAGGAGAAGAGAGGAAUUACUUCUGGGGUUGGGUAUGCGUCAAGAGUUUGCCAUUGAUGGUGCUGAGCGCAUUGUAGUUUCCCAGCCCGUGAUUGAAGGUUUAGAAGACAUAAAAGAAGAGGAUGGGCUGGCUUGCAUGGUUUGUCGGGAGGGUUAUUCACUUAAACCUAACGAUAUGCUUGGCGUCUACUCGUACAGCAAAAGAGUAAAUCUGGGUGCAACAGCUUCAUCUAGUGCCCGUGGUGACUAUGUAUACACAACCGUUAGCCAUUUCAAUGUUAUUCAUUUUCAGUGCCAUCAGGAGGCAAAGCGAGCUGAUGCUGCACUUAAAAAUCCCAAAAAAGAAUGGGAAGGUGCUACAUUGAGAAACAAUGAGACUUUAUGUAACUGCAUCUUCCCUCUGAGGGGGCCAUCUGUUCCUGUGGUGCAGUAUGUUCGGUUCAUAGAUCAGUACUGGGACAACCUCAAUGCCCUUGGACGCGCAGAUGGUAGCCGACUACGGUUGCUUACCUACGACAUUGUCCUGAUGUUGGCUCGUUUCGCAACUGGUGCUCUGUUCAGCAUGGACUGCAAGGGUGGAGGCAAGGAAAGCAAUUCCCGCUUUCUUCCAUUCAUGAUCCAAAUGGCAUCCUACCUACUUGACCUGGGAAGUCCCAGCCAACAGAGACGGACCAUGGCCAAAUCGGUUGCUGCAUAUUUGUCAAAUGCAUCAUCUUCUUCCUCAGAAUCAUCAAGAACAUCCCCACCCCUCCCUGGGUCACGUUCCUCCCCCAGCUCGUCUGAUGAGACUGUACAGUUCAUGAUGGUUAACUCUCUCCUCUCAGAGUCAUAUGAGGAAUGGCUGCAUCAUCGCCCUGCAUUCUUACAGAGGGGAAUCUACUCUGCUUACAUGCAACACAAGUAUGGUUGGUCGACCUUCAAGUUAUCUGAUUCAGCUUCCAGGGCCAAGCAAUCCGACGAAGGAUCUUCAUCAGAAUUGACAGACAGCACUAAGCUUUUCUCCAUAGUCCAGCCGAUGCUCAUUUAUGCAGGUCUGAUUGAGCAGCUGCAGCAGUUCUUCAAGCUCAACAAGCAAAACAGUCCUGCUGUGGCAUCCAGUGACUCCACCGGGGGUGAAGACCAGAACACAAGCGGCUUGGAGAAGUGGGAGAUCACAAUGAAGGAGCGGCUGGUGAACAUCAAAGAAAUGUCAAGAUUCUCCGAAGAGAUGCUUUCCUGGCUGGAGGACAUGACCAACGCCACUGAUCUACAGGAAGCUUUCGACAUUAUGGGAGCGCUUGCAGAUGCCGUAUCAGGAGGCAUCUCCCAGUGCGAGGACUUUGUCCGAGCUGCAAUAGUUUCUGUCAAGAGCUGAAAGUUGCCAUUGUAUACUUUUAGAAACUGGCUGUCGAUUAUUAGUCUAGAGUGCUAUGCAACUGCAUAGAAUCUAUCGUCGGAUGAUUUAGCACGUAAUUUUUUUUUCUGCUAAUAUCCGUUUUUUUGAAUUUUACUGGAGAGCUCGCAACUGUUUCCAUAUAUUAAAAAUGGAAAAACCCUCUUCCGAUAGUUAAUGUCAGUCAUCUUUCAAUCUUU